Fulmarus glacialis (Northern fulmar) is the source of this 1137-nucleotide messenger RNA. It is a transcript of the gene GPN2, whose product is annotated as GPN-loop GTPase 2. The transcript is spliced from 5 exons. Lineage: Eukaryota; Metazoa; Chordata; Aves; Procellariiformes; Procellariidae. The coding region runs from base 44 to 982 and encodes 312 amino acids. The record is from RefSeq and is a predicted model, not a curated record. Gene Ontology annotation, molecular function: GTPase activity. Gene Ontology annotation, cellular component: cytoplasm.
UUUUCCUUUCUCAGUCAACAGAAGGAGAAGGAAAUGAGCCGACAUGUCUGAGGGCAGCAAGGGGAGCUCGCUGGCCUUUGGCCAGGUGGUAAUCGGGCCUCCAGGCUCCGGGAAGACGACCUACUGCCACGGCAUGCAGGAGUUCAUGGGCAGGAUCGGGCGUAAGGUGUCGGUGGUGAACCUGGACCCCGCCAAUGAGGCGAUGCCCUACCAGUGUGCCGUGGACAUCGCCGAGCUCAUCACCCUACCCGACGUGAUGGAGAACUUGAAGCUGGGACCCAACGGCGGGUUGAUCUACUGCAUGGAGUACCUGGAGGCCAACUUUGACUGGCUGCAGGAGAAGCUGGCUGCGUUCAGGGGUCACUACUACUUGUUUGACUGCCCAGGGCAGGUGGAGCUCUACACCCACCACGACGCCCUGAAGAACGUCUUCGCGCAGUUGGCCAAGUGGAAUUUCAGGCUGGCUGCGGUGCAUUUGGUGGAUUCUCACUACUGCACGGAUCCUGGCAAGUUCAUCUCUGUUCUCUGCACCUCGCUUUCCACUAUGCUGCACGUGGAACUGCCCCAUGUCAACAUCCUCUCCAAAAUGGACCUGAUCGAGCAAUAUGGCAAGCUGGCUUUCAACCUGGAUUAUUACACAGAGGUCCUGGACCUCUCUUAUUUGGUUGACCAUUUAGCUUCUGACCCCUUCUUCAGAAAUUACCGCCGCCUCAAUGAGAAGCUGGUGGAGGUGAUCGAGGAUUACAGCCUGGUGUCCUUCGUUCCGCUCAACGUCCAGGAUAAGGAGAGCAUGCGGCAGGUGAUGCAGGCGGUGGACAAAGCCAACGGCUAUUCCUUUGGAGACCAGGAGCACAGGAGCCUGGAAGCUCUCAUGUCGGCAGCAGUGGGAGCCGAUUUCCACUUUACUUCCACACUUGCAGUGCAGGAGAAGUAUGUGCAAUCUCAGGACAAAGCCGUGGAAGAAGAAGUGAUGGAUCUGUAACACACCCACCUCUUCCACAGCUGCUCUCGGUUUUGACACCUCUCUUUUUCCUACCAGGAGCUUAAGGGAUCUCCGCCGCAUGUGACUCAGACGAAGUGAAAGCCUUUCCAGGCAGAGUUCUGGCCGCUGGACUCCCUCUCUAAGGGUUUGACCUC